AUGUUGGCGAUGAAAUCAAUUGAAGUUUUACUAUUUUUAGUGGCUUUAGUGGAAAUAGUUGUGGGCAUUGUAAAUCCAAAUAAUGAAACUGCUCGUAUGGUUAUCUAUUUGCAAAAGCCCAAUGAAUUGGGUCCAAGUACUUGGCUGGCGGGCAUUAGCUGUUUGGAUCGCUUCACCGCCGUCUACUUUAAGAAACGUGAGGUUAUGACUCGCCCGCCGAAUAUCGUAUUGACCAGUGUUCUGAAUAUGUCUACACCAGCAGCUCAAAUACAAGAGGGUUUCUUGAAACUCAUGAUGGAGGCCAUCAGUGAAACACCUCCACAACACCAGCACUAUCAAUUGAGAAUUGUUUCCGAUUCCUUGAUUUAUGUACGCAUACCCAUGUCUCAGAGGGAAUUAGUGUUGGCAGAUUAUUAUAUAAUUGUUAUCGAUUCUAUAAUGCGUUUGAAAAGACUUAUGCGCAACAAUGUAAGUCAUAUGUUGUCCUGGAAUCCGGGUGCCAGAUUUCUGGUUCUCUACAAUAAUGCCAAUAAUCGCAAUAAAGAAAUCGAGACAGCACGUACCAUUUUCGAGGAAAUGCUGUACAAUUUUUAUGUCCAUCGUGUGGCCUUGCUGUAUGCCACCUCUCCAACCCAGUACUCUGUGCUUUUAAUGGACUAUUAUAAUGUUACAUCGUGCAGACAUUUGGAAAUAAAACCGUUUGCUGUUUGCCAAGAGGGUCGCUUCAAACCGGAAAAUAUGGCUCUAUUGGAUCUGCAGCUGCAAAUGUUUUUGAAUAGCAUUAGUCUGAGUAAUUGUACGUUUUAUAUGUGUGCUUCCAUAGCGGCGCCCUUCAUUGAGGCCGACUGUACGUAUGGACUGGAGUUAAGAAUUAUUAGUUUCAUAAAGAGUCGCUUGAAAUUUGAUAUCGAACAGACCUGUGAAAGUGAAAGUCGGGGCGUUGAGGAGAAAUCCGGAAAUUGGUCCGGUUUAUUGGGUCGCCUUAAUGAAAGAUCCUGUGACUUUAUUGCGGGUGGUUUUUAUCCCGACAACGAUGUCAUACAAAGUUUUUGGGUUUCCGAUACCUAUUUGGAUGAUUCUUAUACGUGGUUCGUUAAACUCGCCGAUCCCCGGCCACCUUGGAUGGCUCUCUAUGCUAUCUUUGAGGAUUAUACAUGGCUGUCAUGUAUAUUAAUGCUUUUAUUGACCUGGAUCACCUGGUUUAUCCUGGUAAAGUUUUUGCCAGAACCUUUGUAUACCAGAGAAUUUUCACUGAUUGGCAUCAAUAAUAUGGCAGUAACAAUUUGUGUAUCAGCCAAUGAGCGACCGAUAUGUGGAUCAUCUCGUAUUUUCUUUAUAUUUUUGGCAUUGUAUGGUUUGAAUUUAACAUCUACGUAUACAUCGAAAUUAAUAGCGGUAUUUGCCAAUCCAGGUUAUCUUCAUCAAAUCGAUAAAUUGCAGGAAGUUAAGGACGCAGGAAUUCCUUAUGGUGGCUAUGAAGAGAGCCGUGAUUGGUUUGAAAAUGAGGAGGACAUGUGGAUUUUUGAUGAUUACAAUGAUACGGCUGACUUUGAGCCAACCUCAGGGAAUUUGCAAAGCGUUAAAGUUGGGCAACGCGUAAUUUUAAGUAGUCGCAUGUAUAUCUUACAGAGUGCCUUAUCAGACGAUAUCUAUGCUUUUCCCAACAAUGUUUUCUCCAGUCCCAUACAAAUGAUUAUGAAACCGGGUUUUCCAUUCCUCUAUGAAUUCAAUUGGAUGAUUCGUUACAUGAGAGAUUUUGGCAUAUUUCGAAAAAUACAACAAGAUUUUGAAUAUAAUAAUACGUAUUUAAAUCGCAUUGCCAAAAUGAGACCAGAUUUUCAAGAAAUAGAUAUCGUUCUAACCACUCAGCAUCUGCAGGGACCAUUCGCUAUUUUAAUAGUAGGUGUUAUCAUAAGUACCUCCCUAUUUCUGGGAGAAUUAUUAAAUUUCUAUAUUAUUCAACCAUGUUGGGAGAAACGUCAAAAUGAUGUUUCAAACACCGAAGACAACGAUUUGAAAGAAAAUUUAAAGAAAAAGAAACGUGAUAAGGGGAAACAAAAGGAAAAGAAAAAAAAGACUAAAAUAAAAAAAACUGCUGAAAAGCUACAAGAUGAAAUUGUUAUACCCUGGGAUGAUCAAGAUAGUUAUGAUGGUCUCGUAAAAAAGGGUAUACGUUUUACACCUUUAAAGCGUAGAAUUAUAGAUAAUCAUGAAAACAUUUUAAGAAGUGGCGAUGACGUGGUUUUCAAAUCCCAUUUUAAAAGGGACUCUUUAAAAAAGAAAUGA
Calliphora vicina (urban bluebottle blowfly) is the source of this 2286-nucleotide messenger RNA. RefSeq names its product Ionotropic receptor 60a (gene Ir60a). The record is from RefSeq and is a predicted model, not a curated record. The transcript has 4 exons. The coding region runs from base 1 to 2286 and encodes 761 amino acids. NCBI's taxonomy places the organism in Eukaryota, Metazoa, Arthropoda, Insecta, Diptera, Calliphoridae.